AUGGGUAACAGGCCCAAGAGACUGGUCUACCAUGCGGGGUUUGUGCGCUCACCCCUGUCGGAGACCAAGUUGACGGGUGACACAUUUGAGCUGUACUGCGAGGUGAUAGGUAGCCCCACGCCCGAGAUCCAGUGGUGGUACUCCGAGGUGAACCGCGCCGACUCCUUUGGCCAGCUGUGGGAUGGCGCCCGCAAGCGGCGCGUGUCCAUCAACACGGCCUACGGCCUCAACGCCGUGAGUGUGCUCGCUGUCACGCACGUCACCCUCGACGACUCCGGAACGUACGAGUGCCGCGCCAGUAACGACCCCCGCCGCAAUGACCUGCGUCAGAGCCCCAGCACCACCUGGAUUCGCGCCCAGGCCACUGUCACUGUCCUGCAGAAGCCCACCAUUGACUCGUCGGAUCACGUGACCCUGAUAAAGGACGGGGUGCACAGCCACAGCCCCCCCAUCACCCUGCAGUGCAACCUGACGUCCCAACACAACGGCCUGCAGGGAGUCUUCUGGAUGAAGAAUGGAGAGGAGCUGGACGGCACGCGCCAGGAAACGAAGACCGCAGAGCUCAAAUUGCUCAAGCCCAAAUCAGAGGAUGCUGCCGAGUACAUGUGUGUGUUCACCUUUGCCACGGUGCCACCGGCUAACGCCACCAUAGAGAUCAAAGCUGCCCCAGAGAUCCAUGGGCACAAGCGCAGUGAUAACAAGAACGAGGGCGAGAAGGCGGUUCUCUACUGCAAGUCUGUAGGCUACCCCCACCCCAUAUGGACCUGGAGGAAACUGGACAACGACAUCCCUAUGGACAUCGACAACUCGUCUGGCCGCUUCUUCAUCAGCAACAAGGACAACUACACGGAGCUGAGCAUCGCCAACCUGGACAUCGCCAUGGACCCCGGCGAGUACCAGUGCAACGCCACCAACCCGCUGGGCACCACCACCAUGACCUCGGUGCUGCGUGUGCGCUCCACUCUCGCCCCCCUGUGGCCGCUGCUGGGAGUGCUGGCGGAGAUCAUUGUGCUGGUGCUCAUCAUCGUCAUCUACGAGAAGCGCAAGAAGCCCGAGGACAUGGGAGACGAUGAUGAACCAGUGGGCCCCAUGAAAACCAACUCGACCAAUAACCACAAGGACAAGAACCUGCGCCAGAGGAACACCAACUGAGGAGGCCACAGCGGCCACACCCAGAUUAAGACGUGAAUGCUGCGACC
Molecule: messenger RNA, 1199 nt
Organism: Engraulis encrasicolus (European anchovy)
Lineage: Eukaryota; Metazoa; Chordata; Actinopteri; Clupeiformes; Engraulidae
Product: neuroplastin-like
Exons: 9
Coding region: 1-1152 (383 amino acids)
Biological process (GO): dendrite self-avoidance; homophilic cell-cell adhesion; axon guidance
Cellular component (GO): plasma membrane; axon
Molecular function (GO): cell-cell adhesion mediator activity
Source: RefSeq, a predicted model, not a curated record